This is a messenger RNA of Lactuca sativa (garden lettuce), 738 nucleotides long. NCBI's taxonomy places the organism in Eukaryota, Viridiplantae, Streptophyta, Magnoliopsida, Asterales, Asteraceae. The record is from RefSeq and is a predicted model, not a curated record.
AUGCAUUUUUGGGUUUAUGAUGAAGCUACCGCAUCUGCGGUAAUCAAGCUAAAGAAGGGCCAAUAUCGCAUUGUCGAUCCAAGUGGUUUGUUAAAGUUUGGAGAACGUGAUAUUCAUACUUUUUCACAUUUUCAGCUUAUUGUUGAGAAUGAAUUUUUUGAAGCUGCUGGCAAAAGUUUCACUAGAAUGGUUGCCACUAUAACUGAGAAGAAGCUAUUCAUUGUUUUGGGACUUACAAGGGCGAUAUUGUCAACUAAAAAUGAAAGUGUUGAUGAGAUUAAUUAUAAGUUAAUCGAACAAUUUUCUGGCGAGCAAAAAGUUUACUACAGUUUUGAUGAAGCAGAAGAUGACAAAAAUAACUUAUAUCCAAUGGAAUAUUUGAACUCGCUAAAUGUUAAUGAGAUAGCUGUUGGUCAACAUGUUGGAAAAAGAGUGUUUUUACCAAGAAUUCCUCUAUGUCCGUCUGACGAUGAGGUGUUCCCAUUCAAACUAAAGAGAAAGCAGUUUCCAAUUCAGCUUAGUUUCUCUAUAACAAUCAAUAAAGCUCAAGGACAAACAAUUCCAAAUGUAGGUGUUUUUCUACCAAAAUCGGUAUUCUCACAUGGCCAACUUUAUGUGAUGUUGUCCAGAGAAAUAUCACGUGUCAAUACCAAGGUAUUAGUAAAGCCGGAAAAAAUGUUUGAUAAUGAUGGAAUCUACACAUCAAACAUUGUGUACAAAGAAGUUUUAUGUGAUUAA